This is a messenger RNA of Lodderomyces jiufengensis, 1098 nucleotides long. RefSeq names its product Cha1p (gene CHA1). The record is from RefSeq and is a predicted model, not a curated record. Gene Ontology annotation, biological process: L-threonine catabolic process; L-serine catabolic process. Lineage: Eukaryota; Fungi; Ascomycota; Pichiomycetes; Serinales; Debaryomycetaceae. The transcript has a single exon. Bases 1 to 1098 code for a protein of 365 amino acids. Gene Ontology annotation, molecular function: L-serine ammonia-lyase activity; threonine deaminase activity; pyridoxal phosphate binding.
AUGUCAUCAAUUAAUUUGCAACCAAAUUUAGAUACCUAUUCAAAUUCUGAAUCAUUCACAAGAAAAAAAUUAAAGUCGCCACACACAAAAACAAGCUUAAUAGAAGUAACAAAUAAAUUACCAAUUAAACCACCUUGUAGAAUUUUUUUCAAAAAUGAAAUGGAGCAUUCUUCAGGUUCUUUUAAAUUAAGAGGUAUUGGAAAUUUAGUCAAAGUAUCAAUUGAAAAUGCAAGAUCAAAGGGAAUACCUUUGGAAAGAAUUCAUGUAUUUGCAUCAAGUGGUGGUAAUGCUGGAUUAGCUGCUGCAUAUUCUGCUAAGUUUUAUAAGGUUCCAUGUACUGUUGUUAUACCCACAAUUGCUAAACCAAUUAUACAAUCAAAAUUAAAAGAUUAUGGUGCAAAAGUAAUAUUAUUUGGUAACUCAAUUAAUGAAGCUGAUCAAUAUUUAAGAAAUAUUAUAAGUUCAGCUGAUCAAGAUAUAUACCCAAUUUAUUGUCAUCCUUUCGAUAAUCCUGAAAUUUGGGAGGGUCAUUCAUCAUUAGUUGAUGAAAUUACUCAACAAAUUGGUGAAAAUGAUAUAAACAAGAUAAAAGGAUUUGUUUGUUCAUUUGGUGGUGGUGGAUUAUAUAAUGGCUUAUAUCAAGGUAUGAUAAAAAAUAAUAUAAAAGGUGAUAUUUUAUUAGUUGAAACAGCUCAAGCACCAACAUUAACAGAAACUAUCAAAGCAAAUAAUAUUAUAACAUUAAAUAAAGUCAAUUCAUUAGCUACUUCAUUAGCUUGUUCAUAUACUACAAAACAAUCAUUACAGUAUUAUAAAAUUAAAACAAAUGGAAUAAAAUCAUCUUUGGAUUUAAUAGAUGAUAUGGAUGCAUUAAGAGCAUGUAUAGCAUACAAAAAAUGUUGUAACAAAACAGUUGAACCAGCAUGUGGUACUGCGUUAUCUGUUUGUUAUAAUAGAAUUGACUUGUUAUACAAGAAUUUAUCACAUUUAAAAGAAGAUGAUAUUUUAGUAAUUGUUGUAUGUGGUGGUUCUUGUACAACCGAUGAAGAUUUGAAACAAUUUGAACAAAUGGUAAGAAAAUCGGAAAUUAAACUUUAG